This is a messenger RNA of Coniosporium apollinis CBS 100218, 3327 nucleotides long. RefSeq lists its product as uncharacterized. Gene Ontology annotation, biological process: retrograde transport, endosome to Golgi; Golgi to vacuole transport. The coding region runs from base 1 to 3327 and encodes 1108 amino acids. Gene Ontology annotation, cellular component: GARP complex. The transcript is spliced from 3 exons. The record is from RefSeq and is a predicted model, not a curated record. Lineage: Eukaryota; Fungi; Ascomycota; Dothideomycetes. Gene Ontology annotation, molecular function: syntaxin binding.
AUGUCAUCACCCUCCCGGAGGACCGCUGAUUCUACCGACUCGCCUUCACCUUCCCAUCUGCCGCGCUCCCAGUUUCCCUUCCCCCAAAAUGACUGGUCGAGAAGACCCAGUGCGAGCAGCAGGUACGACCCGGUGCGGAGACCGUCGACCGCAAGCUCUGUCAGCUCUAUUGGAGGAUCGCUUGAUACAUCGAUGCAGGCGCAUGGCAGAAAUCGAGCGGUAGCGGAGACUGCGCAAAAUGCCAUCUCCAGCCUACUUCUGCCUCCGAUAACACGCACCGGCAUGUUGCCGCAGACCUCUACCACCGCGCCGUCCUCUCAUAGACCACCCUCUACCAAGGAUAUACCACCCGUUACUCUCACCAACAUCCCUCAUGUGGAGCCGUCGGCAUUCAAACCUUAUCUGACGCAGGUCGGUAGGUUGUUUGAGGCGUUCCAGCGAGCAAAGGAUGAGUCGAACAACUGGCCGCCGCAGCUCUCUCGGAGGGAUUCAGAGAGACCAAAUCAGGAGGAUGAGCGCCUUCAGCUCCUUGGAGCAGGGGUUCCGCAUCAAUCGUUGUCAGCACCACCUACUCCAAGGCUCGGCUCUCUCGCUGCGCUCCCUCCGCUCGAGUCUCCCGAGGGGAAACGGCGGCCCAAUCCACGAACAGCCAGAAGAAAUGUCUACGUCCCGACCCCUCUCACUACCAUACCGCACAUAUUCUUUGAAGACCACUUCCACCUUGAGAAUCCCCGUACGUUUGACGUUGUGAGCGAGCGUUCGGAGGUUGUGCGGCAAGAAGAUAUCAAGGGUGCCAACGGUUCAGUCAGUAGUCCGGGACCGAGCGGACGAAAAGCGCUUGCGACCAAUGCCAUCCUCCAGGAGAAGCUGUCCUGGUAUAUGGAUACCGUCGAGGUGCAUCUGAUUUCCUCUAUCUCAAGCGCAUCCACGUCCUUUUUCGCCGCUCUUGGAUCAUUGAAGGAGCUACAAUCGGAAGCCGCUGAAUCGGUGGCUAGAAUCAAAGAGCUACGGGAAGAUCUACGGAAUCUGGAUCAGGAGAUGGCCGUCGGUGGACUCAAGAUCAUAGGAAUGAAGCGGCGAAGGCAGAACCUCAGGGCACUGGGUCAAGCUACAACACAAGUGCAAGAAGUUGUGGAUGGAGCCACGCAUUGCGAGGAGCUGGUUGACAGUGGCGAACUCGAGACUGCGUUAGAGCGUAUGGAUAUCUUGGACAGUUUUGUUGGUGGUUCGCUGGACCCAGCACGAUUUCAGCAUGCGCCGUGGCUUUCAGAAGAUACGCCACGAAGAUUACUCGACCUUCGGACGCUAAAGGCUCUAGAUGGCUUCUCGGACGGCAUGAGGCAACUUAGAUUCCGCAUUGGCAAGGGCUUUGAGUUGCGGUUUCUGGAAGCACUACUUGCAGACUUGCGUCGCCACGUACAAAGUGUCUCCAAUCAAGAGACGCUCAAGCGCUGGGCCUCAGCAUCUCAAAGGUCUCGUGGUGAUCACUCACAGUCGCCAUCUGUGUUUCCAUCUUACCUGAAGACCGACGAUAAACUCCGGUCUGAGUUGUCAACAACUCUAAAAGGGCUGAGCAGGUCCAGCCAUACUCGUCCCGCAGCAGCAGCCUUCCGAGAAGCCAUCAUGCGGGAGAUGAAGAAUGUGAUUCGGCAACACUUGCCAAGCUCUAGCGAAGACGAUGCCGAAUCAGUAUCGUCCGUUUCCACCAAAGCCAGCCGAGCACAGUCCCAGCAGGACAAGUCCGCGAUUCUCGCACGCAAUCUCCGAGCCUUGAGCACAGAGGACGCCGAGCGACUGCUUGUCCAGAUGUACUCGAAUGUUGGAGAGGCACUGCGCAGGCUAAGUACGCAAGUCAAGGUCCUGUUAGACGUCACAAGCGGCAUCGGCCCGCCCUCUACCCCCGGCCUAAGGUCUCCGCUAAAGAGUCCCGAUGCCACUAGUAUCGAUGGAUACAUGCAGCAAAAAAUUACUACGCGGCCAAGAUCGAGCAGCCAAGUGCAGCAGGAGCUGAUGGAAGCACUGGACAUGUCAAGUCUCUUAGGCCAAGCCGUGGACGUAGCCCAGAGUCAGAUCACGAAGAUUCUCAAGGUGCGGACCGAACAAACGGUGCGACUUCCGCUGCUGCACUUCCUUCGGUACUUCACGCUCAACCGCCUGUUCGCCGACGAGUGUGAAGCAGUGUCUGGUCGAUCAGGGACCGCUUUGAAGAGUGUGGUCAACGGUCAAAUUGCCGACUUCGUUUCUAUUCUGGGCGACACUGAGAAGCAACGCCUUGCUCAAAGCAUGGAGUCAGACCGCUGGGAAGCAAGAGACUUCAGUGAUGCGGAGAACGUGCUGCUAUCGAGGAUCCUUGACAGUACGACGAAAGACCCAUCCCCGUGGCUUCGCAAAGCAGCCGUGUGGGAGGAUCCAGACGGCGACAAGCUGAACGGCGAGACUGCGGCCUCUGAAACGAACGGCGCCGCAAAGGAGAAGGCCCGCAGUGCCGUAAUUGACGAAGAGAAGUACAUUCUCGUUGACUCGGCAGUAGCAGCCCUCAAAGGCAUCGAGCAAUUCGAGAACCUGAUCGCAGUGAUACCCAGCAUGGCGUCAGAUGUCUCCACUGCACUGCUGGACUACCUAAAGCUCUUCAACUCUCGGACAUACCAGCUUAUCCUCGCCGCAGGCGCUACGAGGAGUGCAGGCCUGAAGAAUAUCAACACGAAGCAUUUGGCACUGGCGUCUCAGGCUCUCGGCUUCAUUGUAGCCAUCAUCCCAUACAUCCGCGAGUUUGUCCGCCGCCAUUCACCCACGUCGGCGGCAGCCUUGGCAGAAUUCGACAAGGUCAAGCGACUAUACCAAGAGCAUCAGUCCAAUAUUCAUGAGAAGCUGAGCGACAUCAUGAAAGGACGAGCAGCUGCCCAUAUCAGCACCAUGAGGAAAGUGGACUUUGAUGGCGGGGCAGACGUCCAGGUCAGCCCGCAUAUGGAGACGCUCGUCAAGGAGACGAGCACGUUGCAUCGCGUUAUGAGCAAGCAUCUGCCGGAGAUGUCGGUGCGGAUGAUCAUGACCUCGGUGUUUGAGAGUUAUCGGGAGCAAUGGAGUAAGGCGUUUCAGGAGGUGGAGGUCAGGACGCCUGCUGGCAAAGCUAGGCUACUUCGCGACGCAGAGUUUUUCGAUGCGCGGCUCGGCAAGGUUGAAGGCGCGGGCAAUAUCGGAGCCUACCUCAUCGAUAUCGUUAAGAACAAGAAGAUUGCUGAAGCAUCCGGUCUGCCGGCACCUGUGACGAACAACCAGUCGGACACGAAAGGCCGAACGUCUACUGAUUCUUCUGCGUCGAGAGCGUGA